AUGGGCGGAUAUUUUGAUGGGGCAGCUAGUGUUGCAUUGGGUGCACUGUUGCACGCACUGACCACAUCCAGUAGGGUUCUCGGCGCCUCGCGUUGUAGUCGGAGUAGACAACCACCGAUCCCGAACGGCCGAGGUCUCGGUAUAUUACGAUUAACGUUAGACAUUUUGGUUUUAUACACAAUAGAUUCCAAUUCUAGCUAA
Messenger RNA from Bipolaris oryzae ATCC 44560, 201 nucleotides. RefSeq lists its product as uncharacterized. NCBI's taxonomy places the organism in Eukaryota, Fungi, Ascomycota, Dothideomycetes, Pleosporales, Pleosporaceae. The transcript has a single exon. The record is from RefSeq and is a predicted model, not a curated record. The coding region runs from base 1 to 201 and encodes 66 amino acids.